AUGAUUCAGCGCUUCCACCGACAGCUCAAGGCAGCCAUCAUGUGCCACCGCAACUCAACCUGGCUCGAUGCUCUCCCAGCCGUCCCUCUUGGUCUGCGCGCUACUUUCAAAUCAGGUAUUCAGGCCAUACCCGCAGAACUUGUCUACGGGGAACCGCUUCGCCUACCUGGGGAAUUUCUCCCCGAAUCAACUCCUGACAUCACCAGCUCGGACCAUACAGACUUUGUCACCCGGCUCCUUCGCAUAAUGGGAACCCUGCGCGCAUCGCCAGUGGAACCUCACACCAAGCUGACUCCGUUCGUGUUUAAGGACUUAGCAACAUGCUCGCAUGCCUUUCUCCGCGACGACACUGUACGCACGCCUUUCCUACUCCUUUACUCCGGACCAUACCAAGUCAUUCGUCGUGAUGACAAGACAUUCAACCUGCCAAUCAACGGGAAGGACGUUCGCGUCUCCAUCGACUGA
Molecule: messenger RNA, 465 nt
Organism: Dermacentor silvarum
Lineage: Eukaryota; Metazoa; Arthropoda; Arachnida; Ixodida; Ixodidae
Exons: 1
Coding region: 1-465 (154 amino acids)
Source: RefSeq, a predicted model, not a curated record